CCGCCGGAUGGAGUGAGAAUGGUCGGGAGAUGGGUCAGGGGAGACAGGCCCCCAUCAGCCCUUCUGGCCCGCGUUUGAGAUGGUUUUGGAGGCCAGACCCUUCUCGAGAGCCGCUCCCACGGAUCUUUGCGACCCCAGUCGUGUAUAGGCAUUGUGCUAUCCUCUGGGACUGCUUAUCCACUGGGACGUUCAGCAGUCAGUGCAGAUAAGUGGUAGAAAGAACACCGGAUUUGGAAUCAGAAAAGUUGAUUUCAGUCCACUGUGCCUCAGCUGAAAGGAGAGGGAGUUUCUGUUCCCUAUAGAAGGUUGCAAAUCAAAUGAACAAGAAGACAUGUAUGAGAUAAUUGAUGAGUCCUGAAAAUAUUGUGUCUACUCCCAUCCCUCCAUUUCAUGUUAUUACUUUUCCAAGGGAAAGUAGUCUUCACUGAUCAUUAGUCUGGAAACCAGUUUAAAAGUAAUGGACCAAAACUCCAGUCCGGGAGCCAUAGAUGGGAUCUCAGAACCAUGCUUCAGUUUUGGAGUUAUAUCAGAUAUUCAAUAUGCUGAUUUAGAAGAUGGCUAUAAUUUUGUAGGAACCAGAAUGAGGUACUACCGAUACAGUCUUCAUCAUCUUCAAGGGGCUAUUGAAGAAUGGAAUGAAGAAAGCAAUCACCUCUUUUUUGUGUUGCAACUUGGUGAUAUCAUUGAUGGGUUUAAUGCACAGUAUAAAGUGUCAGAAGAGUCACUACAAAAUGUUCUGAAGGAAUUUGAAAAACUCAAAGCCCCUGUUCAUCAUACAUGGGGAAACCAUGAAUUCUACAACUUCAGCAGGGACUAUUUAAGAAACUCUAAGCUUAACACAAAAUUUUUAGGAGACCAGAUUGCACAUUGUCCUGAGACCACACCUUCAGAAAACUAUUAUACUUACCACUUUGUACCUUUUCCUAAAUUUCGGUUCAUUUUACUUGAUGCUUAUGAUCUAAGUGUUCUUGGAAUGGAUCAAUCUUCUCCAAAAUAUCAAGAUUGUAUGAAGAUGCUGAAGGAGAAGAAUCCAAAUAAGGAACUGAAUAACCCUCAAGGACUUUCCGAACCUCGGUUUGUCCAGUAUAAUGGAGGAUUCAGUCAGGACCAAUUGGACUGGUUCAAUGCAGUUCUUACUUUCUCUGACACAAACCAAGAAAAGGUAGUGGUUGUGGGUCAUGUUCCUAUUCACCCAGAUGCCUCUGAUGAUACAUGCCUUGCCUGGAAUUACAGAGAUGCUCUCUCAAUCAUUUGGUCUCAUAAAUGUGUGGUGUGUUUCCUUGCUGGUCACUCUCAUGAUGGUGGGUACUGCAUAGAUACUCAUGGUGUGCACCAUAUUACGCUGGAAGGGGUUAUUGAAACACCACCAGAGAGCCAGGCUUUUGGUACAGUGCAUGUUUAUCCUGAUAAAAUGGUAUUGAAAGGGAGAGGCAGAGUUCCAGAUAGGAUCAUGUAUUACAAGAAAGACUGAAAAGGUUAAUUCUGUUCCUUGAAUGGCUUUUCUUUUUUCGUUAAUUUUAAGAAAUAUGAUAGAAAUUACUGUUUUUGUUAAUAAAUAACCCA
Molecule: messenger RNA, 1563 nt
Organism: Vombatus ursinus (common wombat)
Lineage: Eukaryota; Metazoa; Chordata; Mammalia; Diprotodontia; Vombatidae
Gene: ADPRM
Product: ADP-ribose/CDP-alcohol diphosphatase, manganese dependent
Exons: 6
Coding region: 458-1471 (337 amino acids)
Molecular function (GO): CDP-glycerol diphosphatase activity; 2',3'-cyclic-nucleotide 2'-phosphodiesterase activity; ADP-ribose diphosphatase activity
Source: RefSeq, a predicted model, not a curated record